AUGCUUUCUCUCGCUGCAAACAUUCUCAAAUCCUCAAUCUUCUCACCAUUCACACAAUCCACCACCCAUGGAUUGUUCAUUAACCCGAAUACCCGACCCGUUAAUCCAGUACCCCGCACAUUUACCGUCAGCUCGGCCCAGAAACCGAAAAACAUGAUCCCCAAAAACCCACCACCGCGACAACAGCUUUACCAGCCUUUCCGGCCACCGUCAUCCCCGGUUCCACCUCAAUUCCGUUCACUCGAUUCCGCCGGUAAAAUCGAGAUCCUCGCCAAUCGAAUGGCUCUCUGGUUCGAAUACGCGCCACUCAUCUCUUCCCUCUACACCGAUGGUCUCACUCCUCCCAACAUCGAGGAGCUCACCGGAAUCUCCAGCAUCGAACAGAACCGUCUAAUCGUCGGCGCCCAAGUUCGCGACUCGAUUGCUCAGUCCCUCCACGAGCCUGAGCUCAUUUCGGCGUUCGACACCGGCGGUGCAGAGCUUCUCUACGAAAUCCGCCUCCUCAGCAUCACGCAGCGCGUAGCCGCCGCCACGUACAUCAUCGAUCGGAGUUUCGACUCGAAAGGCGCGCAGGACUUGGCGCGAGCCAUCAAGGAUUAUCCUAACCGUCGUGGAGACGUCGGAUGGUUGGAUUUCGAUUACAAUUUACCAGGAGAUUGUCUCUCGUUCCUGUAUUACAGGCAAAGCAGAGAGAACAAGAAUCCGUCGGAGCAGAGAACCUCAAUGCUUCAACAAGCAUUGGACGCUGCAGAAUCCGAAAAGGCGAAGAAGAAGCUGCUCAGAGAGUUAAACGGCGAGAAAGAAGAAGAGAAGGUGAAGGAAGAGGAGGUCAAAGCUAUUCGAAUUCCGGUGGUGAGAUUGAAAUUCGGAGAGGUUGCAGGAGCGAGCUCGGUGAUUGUUCUACCUGUUUGUAAAGCAGAGGAAGGGGAAGAGAAGAUUCUUGAAGCUCCAAUGGAGACCAAAGCGGGAGGGGAUUUCAAGGUGGUUGAGGCGGAGAAAGGUUGGAGGAGAUGGGUGGUGCUUCCGGCGUGGAACCCAGUGGCUGCGAUCGGGAAAGGUGGUGUGGCGGUUUCUUUCAGGGAUGAUAGAAAAGUGCUGCCUUGGGACGGAAAAGAAGAGCCUUUACUGGUUGUGGCGGAUAGGGAGAGGAAUGCGGUGGAGGCUGAUGACGGGUACUAUCUCGUGGCGGCUGAGAACGGACUUAAGCUAGAGAAAGGAUCGGAGUUAAAGGCGAGUGCGGUGAAGAAGAGUUUAGGAAUGGUUCUUCUGGUGGUGAGGCCACCGAGAGAAGAUGAUGAUGAUUGGCAGACUAACGAAAACUGGGAUUGA
Molecule: messenger RNA, 1329 nt
Organism: Microthlaspi erraticum
Lineage: Eukaryota; Viridiplantae; Streptophyta; Magnoliopsida; Brassicales; Brassicaceae
Source: the annotation of a GenBank genome assembly